Molecule: messenger RNA, 2707 nt
Organism: Lytechinus pictus (painted urchin)
Lineage: Eukaryota; Metazoa; Echinodermata; Echinoidea; Temnopleuroida; Toxopneustidae
Product: fatty acid desaturase 2-like
Exons: 12
Coding region: 582-1910 (442 amino acids)
Biological process (GO): lipid metabolic process
Cellular component (GO): membrane
Molecular function (GO): oxidoreductase activity, acting on paired donors, with oxidation of a pair of donors resulting in the reduction of molecular oxygen to two molecules of water
Source: RefSeq, a predicted model, not a curated record
CCCUUAUUUAAUUGAUUCAUUUAAAAGAAUAAAAUUACCAAGAAGAGUGUGGGGAAUUCCAAGAAAGGGGUGGUUAGCUGUUUUACUCCAUUCCCUUUUAAAUACCCUGGUUGUUGUUUUUUUCUCUAUCAUGAAACAACAGGAAAUAAUAAAAACACAUCUUACCAUAAUGAUUUAUUUGUUAUAAAUCACAGGACUAGGGAUUCCUCAGAAAAAGAAGAAAAAUAUAAACCGUAAGCAGUAGUCAAAGUUUGUUGAACUCGCCCUUCCACAAAGAGCUUUCCAUAGUCAUCGAGUUGAUCAUUCGACAUGCGUGCGAUUCGUGAGCUGAGCGCUUUGUCAUUAAUAUUCAUAGGGGGAGAGAGAAAGAGAAAGCGCCGGUGAAAAAUAGAAGUGGAUGAAAAUCCUGAACUUAAUUCAUUAGUGAGAACACCAUAUUUCACAAUACGACCUUAGUCCUCUGACAAUCAGUCGUCUGCAGCAGCAAGAGGGAAAGAUAUUACGUUGUUUUUGGCAAGUACACUGCCUUGAGCGUCUGGUCAUCAUUUUUUUGUUUAAUUUAUUGCUUCUCCCAGACAGCUAUGUGUCAGAAAGGAGAGAACUCGAAGACCGAUUCGACCACGAGCGCGACGUACACCUGGGAGGAAGUCAAGAAACAUACCAAGGCCGAUGACAAGUGGUUGGUGAUCGAUGGCGAUGUCUAUGACGUCACUAAAUGGGCCAACCGACAUCCCGGUGGGAGAAGGUUGAUAAGUCAUUACUCGGGUCAAGAUGCAACGGAUGCAUUUGGUGCCUUCCAUCGUGAUCGUGAUUACGUCAAUAAAUAUCUCAAAUUGUAUCGCAUUGGCCGGGUCGACGGGUACAGUAGGAGAAGCGAGCUUGCAAACGACUUCGAGAAUAUGAGAGAACUUACAAAGAAGAUGGAUCUAUACAAGCCAAAUUUCUGGUUCUAUGCGUUCCAGCUCGGCCACAUCCUCGCCCUCGAAAUCCUUGCCUAUGCCACCGUCCGUUUUCUCGGGGCCAACAUCUUUACAUUCAUCCUAGCCGGUCUUCUGAUAGGAACCAGUCAGACACAAGGAGCGUGGCUCAACCACGAUUUCGGCCACCUGUCCGUCUUUAAGUCAACCAAACUUAACUACAUCGUGCAGGUGUUUGUUUUCGAUGGGAUUCAGGGUGCUCCAGCUUCUUGGUGGAAGUAUCGUCAUUACCAGCACCAUGCAAAACCUAAUGUGAUCAACAAGGACCCUGAUAUCAAGAUGGAGAUCUUCUUUGUUGUUGGUGACACGGUACCGAAGGAAGUGGCUAAAGCAAAGACAGGUUUUAUGCCUUACCAGCAUCAGCAUAAAUACUUUCCUUUUCUUUUGCCGAUAUUUUUAAUUCCUGUCUACUACACCGUUGAGUUUUUCCGUUACGUCAUAAAACGAAAGGAAUGGUUGGAACUGACCUUAAUGAUCCUUUUCUUCGUCCGGCAUUUCUACCUCUUCGCGCCGUACUUCGGAUACGUCGGGGCUUUUCUCCUCUUCAUGCUCGCAAGAUCUGUUCAGAGCACGUGGUUUGUGUGGGUGAGUCAAGCAAACCAUAUCCCGAUGGCCGUUGAACACGAUGAAGCAGAGAGACACUGGGUCCAUCUACAGAUGCAUGCAACAUGUAACUUGGAAUCGUCAACCUUCAUUGACUGGUUUACCGGGCAUCUUAAUUAUCAAGUAGAACAUCAUCUUUUCCCAACGAUGCCGAGACACAACCUUCAUAAAAUAAGACCUUAUGUGCAAUCGAUGUGCGAGAAACACAAUAUUCCUUAUAUCAGGAAGCCAUUUUGGACUGCUAUGGCUGAUAUCCUUCGAUCUUUGAAGAAAUCAGGCAAUAUGUGGUACGAGCUGUAUCACAUGCUUGACCCAGCCAAUGACCACUGACGAGCUCUAUCACAUUUUUCUGGGGUGGACUUGACCUUUAAACAUCUGGACCUGCGUUCAUUAUUUUUGCCUAGCAAUUGUCCAGUGGCAAAUACUUGGAACAUCGUGUUCCCCCCAUUGAGACCCAUAUUAUCAUGAUUUUAUACCCCAAAAAAGCAGGUGAUUUUCUUUGCCUUUUUGAAGAAAAAUAAGCAAGUACUCACGAGUAAAAGAAACAUAUAUGGAUAUGUGUAUAUGAUGAAAUUAUGGAAAGCAUUUGUCUCGUUGCAAAAUCAUUUUGUUGAUUUUAUUAAUUUUCAAUUAAAUAUUGGAAAUAAAAUACCUACAUGCUUCUCUGAUCAACAAAUUUUGAUUUGGUUUGGAUUCCCCAUACAUUCAUGUUGAGAGAUUUUUUUACAAAAAAAAUGCAUCGGCACCAAAUAUCUUUCAAUUGUCUAUGUUUAUAUAUAUAUGCAAAGCAAACUUGUUAAAGUCUCGCUAGGGCAAGUAUUAGUAUUAAUUCUUGCUUUUGCUAUCAAGCGAUUCUUAGGUUUGAACCAUGAACAUAGUUGAUGCUGCUUAAUUUGUUUGUUUUAAAAGUAAUAUUAGUAUAUAAUACCUCGUCUAUGCCUUGACAUUUAAAUGAGUCAUGUUUUACUAAUGUAAUUGAACAGGUCUAGGCUACUCAUACAUCUUUAAUGUGUGUAUCAAUGGGUCACUUGUUUUCUAAAAUGUUAAUAAUGGUGAUUGUGUUAGAUAUUCUUUCCUUCUUAAGCUUAAUAAAUACGAUGAGGAAUAAAUUCCCUUCUGUAAAUGGA